AUGCACCUACCACUCGCCUUUCUGGGCCUCAGCGCUUUGGCUCAUGCGGCCGUAAGAGAGAUCGAGUGGAACAUUACCUAUGUCGACGGCGUAUCGCCAGACGGCUCUGCAGAGGCUAAUACCAGUGUCAACAACCAAUGGCCUAUUCCUGCUCUAGACUUCGACUAUAAGGACCGGGUAGUCAUCAAGGUCAACAACCAGUUGCCCGAUGUUGACACAUCGCUGCAUGCACACGGCAUGUUCCAAAACGGCACCAAUUGGGCGGACGGACCUCAAAUGGUCACCCAGUGCGGCAUCCCUCCUGGCGGCUCGAUGACAUACAACUUCACUCUGGAGCAAAAUGGCACGUACUGGAUCCAUUCACACACCCAGGGUCAAUAUCCUGAUGGUCUUCGGACGCCAAUGAUCAUCCACAGCCCGGAAGAGGCACAACAGUACGACGAGGAGUUGACCAUCUACUUCAGUGACUGGUACCAUGAGAGUAUGGUUGUCCUCAAGGAUGUCUUCCAGUCAUACACGAACCCAACUGGUGCCGAGCCCGUUCCAAAAGCCGCCCUCAUCAAUGAUCGGGUCAACACGCAAUUCUCCGUCAAGCCCAAUACAUUAUACCGUCUGCGCUUCAUCAAUCUCGGUGGAUUUGCUGCGUUCAGAGUUUGGUUCGAGGAUCACGACAUUGAAAUCAUCGAAGUGGACGGCGUGGAUGUAGCCCCAAUGAAGGUCGAUGGAUUCACCUUGACUGCUGCACAGCGUACGUCAGUCCUGCUCCGAACAAAGAACGCAACAGACCAAAAUUUCCCCUUUGUUGGUUCCAUGAAUGAGGACAUGUUUGAUCAGGUUCCAGAGGGCCUAAAUCCGAAUGUCACUGGCUACUUGGUCUACAACUCGGAUGCCCCUCUUCCUGUGGCCAAGCUAGUGGACGAAUGGCCAACCUCGAAUGACUUUGAGCUGGUUCCUGUCGUGCCAGAGCCUGUCCGUGAUCCUGGACAUCGCAUCACGUACGAUGUGCUGUUCGACAACCUGGCAGACGGAGAAAAUUACGCCUUCCUCAAUGGCAAGACAUACAAACCGCCCAAGACUCCUACGUUAUUGACUGUCAAGGCAGCCGGUCAGCUCUCCAACAAGUCUGUCGUGUUUGAUUCUGCGAUCUAUGGUGAGCACACCAUCACCGAUAUUGUGCCACACCUCCAGUCUGUCGAGUUGUGCAUCAACAACUACGAUGCAGGCUUCCAUCCGUUCCAUCUCCAUGGCCACAGUUUCCAAGUUGUCAAGCGCUCAGCAGAGGACGAGGGUCCUUGCCCAGGUAGCGACAACACAACGUGGUACGAAACCAUCCCAGCCAACCCUAUGCGUCGUGAUGUCCUUCAGGUGCCACCUGGCGGUCACGCCGUCAUCCGAUUCUACUCCGACAACCCAGGUAUCUGGCUUUUCCACUGUCACUUGACCUGGCAUCAAAUCUCAGGCAUGCUGUCACAUAUUUUGGUCGCUCCCGACUUGCUGGCCUUGCAAGACGUGCCACAAAACACAUAUGACAAUUGCAAAGCGCACAACGUCAACGUAUUGGGCAAUGCUGCCGGCAAGUCUGACCUUUAUGACUUGUCGGGUCAAAAUGCUCCUCCUGGACCGCUCCCCGCCGGUUUCACACCACGCGGCAUCGUUGCCAUGUUCUUCACCAUCUUGGCUGCCGUGAUUGGAAUGGCUGCCAUAGCUUGGUACGGCCUGGGCGAAAUGAAGUCCAGUCCUUCACUGUAG
Molecule: messenger RNA, 1749 nt
Organism: Protomyces lactucae-debilis
Lineage: Eukaryota; Fungi; Ascomycota; Taphrinomycetes; Taphrinales; Protomycetaceae
Product: Cupredoxin
Exons: 3
Coding region: 1-1749 (582 amino acids)
Biological process (GO): cellular response to iron ion starvation; reductive iron assimilation
Cellular component (GO): high-affinity iron permease complex
Molecular function (GO): ferroxidase activity; copper ion binding
Source: RefSeq, a predicted model, not a curated record